Solea solea (common sole) is the source of this 2781-nucleotide messenger RNA. RefSeq names its product G protein-activated inward rectifier potassium channel 3-like. The transcript is spliced from 4 exons. The record is from RefSeq and is a predicted model, not a curated record. NCBI's taxonomy places the organism in Eukaryota, Metazoa, Chordata, Actinopteri, Pleuronectiformes, Soleidae. The coding region runs from base 733 to 2343 and encodes 536 amino acids. Gene Ontology annotation, biological process: potassium ion import across plasma membrane; regulation of monoatomic ion transmembrane transport. Gene Ontology annotation, molecular function: inward rectifier potassium channel activity. Gene Ontology annotation, cellular component: plasma membrane.
GGCUCCCUCUAUAAUCUGUAUGUAAUCAAUCUGUGGGAUAUUGUUGUCAGUAUUCAGACUGCAAUCAGUCCGAGAGAGAUUACAUGGAGGCUUCUUUACGUCAGCGUUGUGCAGACUCAAGUCGUAUAGCUCUGAGGGUUUAAUGCGACAAAGUCGUCCCAGUGUGUGUGUGUGUGUGUGUGUGUGUGUAACCAGUGGUUUGCCAUCUGUUGACAUGUGACGUGUUCAGGGUUAACUUUGCUGUAAGUUGUCAUCAGUGUUGGGAGUUUGUGUUCAUGCACUGAUGAGAAAAGAGCUAAAUGUACAUGUAUUUAGUUGUGGUACAGAAACCCUGGAGGCCGGGUCCUUUGUUUAAAUCUCUUCUAUACAUAUAAUAUCUGUAAUAUGAUGUUUAUGUCAGACAGUCAACUAUUCUUCUGUGUAUGUAUAGAAAAACAGGUUUUGAUUUUGUCCUAUAAUAAUCUGACCUGAUGUGAUGACGGUGACACAGUUGCCCCUUGUCAGUGUCUUGUGCUACACGUUGUCAGAAUUUGCUCCCGAUAACUCAGGGGGAGGAGACUUACAGCUGUGCGGUUGCCUAGCAGCUCCUGCCUCACUCCAUGUGUCUGUUUACAUGGUUACGUCUGAAACCUGAUGACUUCACUAACUUCAAACUCUGGCAGCAGUGUGGAUUUAUCAGGUGCAAGAGAAGCAAAACUUGAGCAGUAACCAACAACCUGGACGGCCUCGGCGAUGAGUUCCACUGUGGUGUACAGCAGAGAGAUGCAGCAGAACCUUCAGUACAACAGUUACAUCAGGACCACCGUCGGGGUGGAGCCUCGCAGGAACUCCGUCCCCCCAACACAGACUCUCACUUCCAAGCAUCUGCUGGCCUACCUGCCCAGACCUCAGCCGGGGUCAGCACCGUCCACCACAUACGUCAGCAAGGGUGCUCUUAAAUCCACCGUCAGUUCCAUGAUGAUCACAAAGAGGCCGUCUCUCAUCCACAGCCACUUGAACUCUGCUAACUGCUCAUCACUGCCACCGUUCCAGGAGGCUUCUUCCUCCAAAACCCAGAGUCCCUGCAGUCCAACCUCUCAGGCUCUCACUUUCCUCCAGAUAGAGCUACCUCAGCAGCAAACAACCCAAGCAGUUCCUUGUAGAUCAGCAGACGAGACACUGGUGCCUGAGCGUUCACACCGCAGCAGACACCUGAAGCGGUUUAGCUCCAGAUGGCACUCGAGAGGCUCCACGUCCAGCAGCAGCAUUCCAGUUUCUGUACCCGAGAAACAGAAUGGGGCAAAGAGUCACAAGAAGCGAUGUAAGCUGUUCGGUGAUGAGCAGUCGUCACAUGUCACUGUCUGCCAUCAGCGUCAGCGUUAUGUCACCAAGGAUGGAAAGUGCAGGGUCAAUCUGGGGCCUAUUACAGACAAGAGUCGCUUCCUCUCAGAUAUUUUCACCACAUUAGUGGACCUCAAAUAUCGCUGGUUCCUUCUUGUUUUCACCAUGGGCUACAUUCUCACAUGGGUGACCUUUGGUGUGAUCUAUUUUUUCGGUGCCUGGUUGCGUGAUGACAUUGCACAUGUUAAUGACCCUCUGUGGCUGGCGUGCUUUGUGAAUGUGGACAGUUUUCUGUCAGCACUGCUGCUGUCAUUAGAGAGCCAGAGGACCAUUGGGUACGGCUCCAGGAUGGUGACCGCUAACUGCUAUGAAGGUACAGUGCUCCUGAUGGUCCAGUCCAUCCUGGGCUCCAUCAUCGAUGCUCUGAUGGUGGGCUGCAUGUUUGUUAAGAUCUCCCGACCACAGCAGAGAGCUCAGACGCUGAUCUUCAGUAAGCACUGUGUCAUAUGCGUGCGCGAUGAGAAACUGUGCAUGCUCUUUCGCAUCGGGGAUCUCCGAGAGAGCCACAUGGUGGACGCCAAGAUCCGGGCCAAGCUGAUCAAGUCUAGGCAGACCAAGGAGGGCGAGUUCAUCCCGUUGGAGCAGUCAGAGAUCAAUCUGGGCUACGACACAGGGGGAGACAGGCUUCUCCUGGUGGAACCUCAGACCAUUACCCAUGUCAUUAAUGAAAACAGCCCCUUCUGGGAAGUUGGAGCUGAGCGUCUGAAGAGAGAAACCUUUGAGAUCAUUGUCAUUCUGGAGGGCAUCGUGGAAGCAUCAGGUAUGACUUGCCAGGCGAGGACUUCCUACACAGAGGACGAGGUUCUGUGGGGCCACCGCUUUGAAUCAUGCAUUUCCCUGGAGAAAGGGGCAUUUCGUGUAGACUACAGUGCGUUUGACAAAACCUUUGAGAUACUAAUGCCACUACUCAGUGCUGAAGACAGGAGCUUAAUAAAGGAACAGGAUGCUUUGUUUUGUGGCUAAACUAAUUGUUUUUUUCUCUCUGUAUGUUACUAGAGUCUGUCUUGAGUGAGUUAAAGUGACUGUAUAACGUUUAUAUUUUAUCAAUAUUAUUCCCAGUGUAGCUAUAACACUCCUUUUCAAUGAAAAUAAACAAUCCCACUUGUCUGUGGUAUUGUGUGGGCACAUGGAAAUGCAAAAUAAAGUGGUUUGUUUCGACAAACACUGAUUAAUGUUUUUUAAGGUUUUCUGACAUUUUAUGGAACAAACAAUUACACGAUUGAUCGAGAAAAUAAUCGACAGAUAAAUCGUUAGUUGCAGGACUUGAAUUUGUAAUUUUACUUUUACUUAAGUAUGUUUUAUUUGGAAGAUGUACUUUACUACUUUUUAAAAUCACAUCUGCUACUGAAAAAAUUAAAAUAAAUAAAUCAUGCACUGGGAAGUUUACACAGGUGAGAAAGU